UGAAAGUAUUCAAAACGCGAAGCACAAUCGGAUUGAAAAGACGUUUGCUUUCCAGAGACGGACGCGGCAAGAGAGUCCUAGAAACACAUUUUAUACUGUAACGAUACACAAAGAUGAAGUUUUGUAUUUGUCUUGCAUUUGGACUGACAGUUGUCUUCUGGACUGGAUUAUCGUAUGGUUCAGUAAUCUCAGAUCUCAUCGAUUUCAAAGACAGUGCAGCCAAGUCGGUGAAAGAUUAUGAAUUUGGUUCCGAGGAGAAGCGCGAUUUUGGUGCUACUGCUACACUAAUUUCCGCGGGUAUAGCAGCAGGCACAAGCCUCAUAGGAACAACGACAAGUGCUCUUGCGGCGCAAACUGGUUACCAAGUAACGGUCGGAAUUGAAAUGGAGAACUAUUCAAAAUGGUUACUGUCAGACCCGCGCGGUGCAAACUGGUGGGGACAAAUAAGUACCCCACCAACGUCAGUGAAACCUCGAACGAAGGAAACUAUGAUAGCUCAUAAAACUGGCUGGCUGGCGACUGGCACCUCUGGUGUCGCAUCAUGGAAAUUUGUGAAAGGAGGCAGCGCGUAUAGAGUAAUAGUUAUGUGGUCUAUUCCUUGGAACCAAAACCACAACAGUAACUGGCUUGGGAUUGGCAUCCUCCCUGAACAGCCAUUCGACCCAUCGUUCAAUGACAUGUAUUACCGUACUGAUAAUUCUUGGUUUGUUAAAAAGGCUUAUUACAGAAACACCAACACGCUCAGGUUUUGCAAAUAUGACGUAUGUGUGUCUGGUUCCAUGGGAACGACUCAUAGGCCGCAAGCGACUAUACGUUUCAUACCCCAGAGCGUUGAUGAUCUUGCCAUCGGUUUAAAGGAUAUGAUUAAUGGCUAAAACAAUGUUAAAACAUUGAACACUAUUGCAUUUUUGAAGAGGUAUAAUUCAGAAAUAUAUUUGUAUCUAAAUAAUAGCUUACUAAUAUUAGUGCGAUGACAAUUUUUUAUAAUAAUGAGAUUGAAAAUCCACAAUUGAUGUUAACGACAAAGUUCAUUACCAUACCUUUAUUUCAUUGUAUAAAGAACCUUUGAUAUUUACUCUUCCUACAUCGUUAGCAAGCAUGUUUUGCUACAUUACUUAUGUACGACGGGCCCUAUCAUGUGAUAAAACUAUUCUAGAUAUAGAUACAUGUAUGCUAUAUAGCAGAAAUAUAAUUGAAAUUAUCACGCUUUAACCAUUAUUUUGUGGUUUGUUUAAUACGCAUAUGUGUUACUUGUAGGAGAGGGGCUUCACUGCUCGAGCAUAAGAUUAGUAGCAUUUGAAUUUGUGUAUCCUAAUUACAUUAUGGUCUCUAUUUUUUUGUAACUGCGAGUGGUGGUUGGCGUCUGUAACAAAUUCUUACAACUGCCAAUAACUUAACAAAUACUUUUUAGA
Messenger RNA from Owenia fusiformis, 1412 nucleotides. Lineage: Eukaryota; Metazoa; Annelida; Polychaeta; Sabellida; Oweniidae. The record is from the annotation of a GenBank genome assembly.